Molecule: messenger RNA, 2873 nt
Organism: Portunus trituberculatus (swimming crab)
Lineage: Eukaryota; Metazoa; Arthropoda; Malacostraca; Decapoda; Portunidae
Product: polyprenol reductase-like
Exons: 6
Coding region: 182-1135 (317 amino acids)
Biological process (GO): polyprenol catabolic process; dolichol-linked oligosaccharide biosynthetic process
Cellular component (GO): endoplasmic reticulum
Molecular function (GO): 3-oxo-5-alpha-steroid 4-dehydrogenase activity
Source: RefSeq, a predicted model, not a curated record
CUACAGAAAACAAAUCAACUCCACCGCAUAUAACCUGAAUACCUCACCAUUGCAUACCGGACCUUUGGGGCACUGACACAGCCUGCACGGCCCCAACCAAGGAUUCUGUAUAUUCCUUGGCCCCAACAAAUCCCCAAGAAGAAGCGUGUAUGUUAUUCCCGUGUUAUAGGUGGCAGGCAAAAUGACAACGUUUUCAUUAUUCUACACUACGCUGGAUUUACUCUACCAGCUUAAUCUGUGCAAGUUUAUGUUUGUAUUUUACACUGUGGUGAUAAGCUUGGGUGGAUGUGUGGUGAACUUCCUGAGCGGGGUGGUGGCGGCCCCGCCCCUCCUGCUGCAGGCCUUCAAGUUUGGUAAAAUGGCCCACACCACCCAGGUGAGCAGACUUUUGGCCGCGCUGGAAGUACCCCGCAGAUGGUUUUCUCAUUUUUAUGUCUCGGCAUCCCUAGUGGUAACAGUUGCACUUUGCUUGAUGUGGUCUGUGUGUGUGUCAGAAGCCAGUCUCCCUCCGUGGGCUGCCACCACUCUGGAUGUGCUCACCACACCACACAGGACACCAGCAGUUAAUGCCACUAGUGCAGCUGUGGCACUGUGCUUGCUGGCCCUCCAGAUAUAUCGCAGACUGUAUGAGAACCUGUUUGUGAGUGUAUUCAGUUCAGGCCACAUGAAUAUCUUACACUAUAUUGUUGGUCACACCUUCUACCUUGGGGCAGUGACGCUCCUCCUCUCACAGGCUCCAGGCUUUACCACUCCAGAGUCACACAUUGUGUUUUCUGGUAUUGAGAUUCAGCAUGUUAUUGGGACUGUGAUUUUCCUGUUUGGCUUUGUGGUGCAGCACUGGAGCCUCUGUCUGCUGGCUGGCUUGAGGAAGAACAGAGGAAAAAAUCUGCAAGAGAAGUACUUGAUGCCAGAGGGAGGCCUGUUUGAGGUAGUGUCAUGCCCUCAUAUGCUGGCUGAGGUAUUGCUUUAUAUAGGGCUGCUGGUUAUCCUUGGUCUGGGCAAUGACUGGCUCUGGGUCACACUCUGGGUCCUCUCAAAUCAGGUCCAGGUGGCAUUGAUGAAUCACAAGUGGUACCAGGACACCUUCAAGAAUUACCCAAAGCACCGCCAUGCCAUCUUCCCCUUCGUGUUGUAAAGACGCAAGCAGUGCCUGCCUGCUGCCCACCAUUGACUGAUGUACCUGUUAGUUUGAGUUCUCAGCUGGUUUUACUUCUGAUAUGUUUUGUCUUUGGUGAAGCUGUGAUAACACACUAUGUUGGUCUCAGUCAUUGUGCCUUAUGUCUUCUGUCUUGGCUCUAUUCCUCUGCUGUUGCUGCUCAUUGAUGUUUUGGUCAAGCAGUGUAACAAAAGAACAGUUGAUGUUGGUCUCGUUCAGUCAUUUGACGUAUCAUAUUUUUUGUUCUGCACCUCAUUUCUUCUGUGUUGCUUUUUUCCUGUUAUUUCUUGUCACAUUCUGUACACAAUGUGUGUGGGUUUUUUUAAGUUGUGUUUAUUUUUAUUUGCUUCACCACUGCACUCCUACCUUCCUUAACAAUACUUGACUCUCAUGGUGCUAUAUGCUCUCAAGUACAGUGUUUAGUAAUGAAAUAGAAAAACUCUUAUGGGCUCAUAUUUCCAUGAUCACUUAACCUUUGGGCAUUGAAAAGUUCAAGGUCCACUGCCUUCUUUAAUCUAGGUGAUAGUAUGAAAGGAUAGUUUUUCCCUUCUGAGAUCUCAAGUGGAUGUAUGUCCUGUUUGUGGAGGCUUGGAUGAUUGACCUGUAUAUUGUAGUAUAUCUCUGAAGUUUAGAUGGUCUGCUCACACUCAUGAUGGAAAAGAUAUUACCUUUAGUAAUAAAAGUCUUUACAGAAUUACUCUGUGCCUUGGUGCUUCCUCAUGCACUUGUUAUCAAAGGCAGGAUUGUUGGUAGUGUGUGGAUGACUUGGUCAGUUACGAAUCACUAAGAAUGGAUAGCUUCCAGUGAGCCUGGGAUUCAAGUGCUCAGUCAUCUCAAGUUUGUUGUAGCAUUGAGUCUGUCAGUACCUUAUCAUAUACAUAAUGGGGAGCAUUUGAAAAAUAGAUAAAUAAGUAAAAAAUGAAUAAAAUAAAAUAUAAAUUUAGUUUGUGUAUGUUAUAUAUAUAUAUAUAUAUAUAUAUAUAUAUAUAUAUAUAUAUAUAUAUAUAUAUAUAUAUAUAUAUAUAUAUAUAUAGGGGAAAUACACAGUAAUUAAAACCUUGAAAUAUUUGUGAAGAUUACCUUAUCAUUCCAUGUGGAUCUUGACAUUAUUUUGUGCAGAUGCAGUAUAUACUCUGUGCUGACUUUUGAGGUGUUGUUGCUAUGAUGACUGGAUAUUUUGGUUCUGCCAGUAUUCAUGAGAAGCCUUCAGUAUGUCAUGUUGCAUCUUACUACUGUACGACAAUGAUAGAAAGAAGAACCUGCAAGAUUUAACAAAUACACCAUAUAGUUUUUUAUUGAAUCUAUGUAUACAUGUAAAGAAUCAUAAGAUUUUAUGAAAAAAACUGUUUCAGUGAGUGAAUUAGUAGUAUAUGUACAUGAUGGUUAGUCUGUCAAAAGGGGUCAUCCAACAAAGCUUUACAGUAAAGUCUAUGGAGGUGAUAACUGAGUCAUUCACUAAUAGUGAUUUAAAAGUUUUGAUCAUGAGCACAGAUAGUUCAUGACCUCUAAAAUCAAUGAAUAGGUCAAUUUGUAAUAUUAAAGUGCAUUAUUCUGUGUCUUUUAAACAAUGUGCUGUGUUCUUGUAAGUACAUAUUGUAAGUAUGACAUACAUACCAAGACAUUAGAAUUAAGGGACCAGAUAUUGGAAUAUUGUCUCAGGGUAUUACAUUCCACUGAAAAUGUAAUUUGAUAUUAUAUAAUAUACUAAAAUAUUACA